AUUUUUGUUUAUACGGCGGCGACGGAGAAAAUUAUUGACAACCCUCGACGAGUUUUCGAUUUGAACGAAACAAAAAAAAGGUGACCAGAAUUUGAAGCGAGAGUAGGAGAAACAAAAAGAGAAGCAAUCAUGGGGAUGAAAUUUCUGAACAAGAAGGGAUGGCAUACGGGGAGUCUCCGUAACAUCGAGACCGUAUGGAAGGCUGAGCAAAAACAAGAGGCCGAGCAGAAAAAGCUUGAGGAGCUUCGUCUCCAGAUCUUGCAGGAGAGAGAGCGUUCUGAGUUUCGUGCUCUCCAGGAACAAGCCGGUCUCAUUCCGAGACAAGAGAGAUUGGAGUUUCUGUAUGAUUCAGGAUUAGCUGUAGGGAAGGGAAGUGCGAGUGGUUCAGGUGUUUCGUUUCAGAAAGAAGAGCAGCCUUUAGCCAAAGCUGAAGCCGGUAAUAGUGCCAGUGAGAAGCCAGAUCAGUCGGCUCCUGGUGCGCUGUUUGAGGAGAAGGCGCAAUCUGCUAAUGAUUCGUGGAGGAAACUUCACUCUGACCCUUUGCUUCUCAUCAGGCAGCGUGAGCAGGAAGCUCUUGCCAAAAUCAAGAAUAAUCCUGUCAAAAUGGCUCUUAUUCGCAAAUCGGUAGAAGAAAAAGGAAAGGGUAAAGAUGGAGACACAAAGGAGCACAAGAAAAAGCAUAAGCGUAAAAGUGGAAAGCAUCAGAAGCAAUCUUCAUCCAGACGGCGAUCUGAUUCAGAGGAAGAUUCUGGUGAAGAGUAUAACGGAAGAAAAUCUCACCAUCAGAAAACGUCAGGGACUCAUGACAAACACUAUGAGAGACCAAGUUAUGGUCAAGAGGAUAAAAAGAGGAAAACAGAAGAUUUAGACAAUGGAAAGCAUCCCUCGAGGGAGAAUGAAUACCAGAAUAGACGCCGGAAAGGUGGCUCUAAGCUAUCAGAAGAAGAAAGAGCUGCUAGAUUAAAGCAAAUGCAAAUGGAUGCAGAGGUGCACGAGGAGCAAAGAUGGAAAAGAUUGAAGAAAGCUGAUGAGACUGAUGCAGUGGAAGCUGAUAAGAACAAAGUAACCACGGGCAAAAGCUUUUUGGACGAUGCUAAUAAAAGUGUGUACGGAAUUGAGAAAGGCGGGAGCUCAACAAUUGAAGAAAGUGUUCGUCGCAGAAGCUAUUAUUCACAACGUGGAACUGCAGCUGAAGGCAAUGCGUUUCGACGCUAAUGAUGCAAAAUAUUGUUGCAACAAAACACAAUGUAUACUAAGGUUUGUGUCUUUUUAAAAUUGUAGCAAUGUUUUUGGUCAGAAUGUUUUUGUCACUCUUUGACAUUGUGCUCCUGAUUCCAGGAUAUUGUUGUGCUGUUGUGCAUCAAGCUCUUAGGUCUUUGGAUAUGUGAGGACUACGAGGCUUAGGCCCAUUGACAUAGCCCAUUAUGGGGUGGUCCAGUCUUUUAUCCCCAAAUCGAGCGUGGGAUUUGAAUUGUUAGUGUGUAAUCUUAUUCAGUGAGUGGGACGUUGAAAUGAAGUGUAUGAGUCAAU
Molecule: messenger RNA, 1530 nt
Organism: Arabidopsis arenosa
Lineage: Eukaryota; Viridiplantae; Streptophyta; Magnoliopsida; Brassicales; Brassicaceae
Source: the annotation of a GenBank genome assembly